UUCAACCUUACUCCUCAAACUACUCCUUGUUGGAAACUUUCCCUCCUUGGCCUCCAUUUCCUUGUUUGCUCAUCACAUACCUCAGUCCCAUUAAGUGUUCCAGCAAGACAGUGACAAUAGUCUGAUUUUUAUUUUAUUUUUUUCCCCCUUUGGUGUCGUUGUCAUUGGUGAAAAGGUCGUUUUACUCCACUUAUCGUCAACGUCGAGUGGCCUUUUAUUUUUUUUUGGUUUCCCGGCUGCAGCGUCACACUUCCUGAAAGUGAGGGUGGGGGAAACAACUGCAGGAGUCAUAGUAUCACUGUUGAUUUCUGACUACAAAUAACGUAUUUUUAUUUUAUUUUUGUUCAUCUAUCUACACCAGUGACAUAUAGGGGCAGGGAGAACAAUUAAAUUGUAUUAUUUCAUUGCCUCACCCAAGAAGAAUCGAUAAGAGAAUCGAAAAAGAAAUAGAUCGAUAACGGUAGCAAUAAUGAAAUCGGAAUUACUGCAUUUUUAUCAAUUCCCAAUCCCUCCAGACGGCAUUCACUCUCACAUUCGCACCUUCAUGUUGUUUCGAUGGGACAUUGUGUGUUCAUUUGUGAAAACAAUGAGUUUAUUCUAUUUCAAAAUUAAAGCUCUAACAUAACAAAAUGUGAAACAAAUUAAACACUCAGAAAUACCUUCUGGGAAACACAAGGGAACUAAACUAGUGAGGGUCAUAGUAGACAGGGAAGUUGUCCUCAUCCUUACAUUUGCUCCGGGUCGUAUCUUGGAACCCGACUCUACCGCAGCCCCAUCCUCCCUCGCUUCCACCCCAGGUAGGCUUUCAUCACACCGGCUUCAGUUACCUCCCACUCACAGUACAAGCCAAACCGGGACUGUCGAGCACAAUCUCCUUGCCUGGAUCCGACUCUCCACAUCCCGUUUGGGAUGGAGCCCGACAGCACGGAACCAGGCCACAUCAUCCACAUGCUGCCCUUCCAAGCAGUGGCGGGUCAGUUCGGUCCAGAGGUCCGAGUGCCGGGCCUGCGCGUGUGGAGGGUGGAGAAGAUGAAGGCGGUCCCGCUGCCUCAAUCCGAGGUGGGGGUGUUCUACAACGGCGACUCCUACCUGGUGCUGGAGAACCGCGGCGAACCGGGAGCCGACCUGCACAUGUGGAUAGGUGCGAAGUCGUCACGCGACGAGCAGGUGGCGUGCGCCAUGCUGGCCAUCCAGCUCGACAACUCCCUGGGCGGAGACCCCGUUCAGCACAGGCAGGUCCAGGGUUACGAGUCCCACGAGUUCAUGGCGCUCUUCCCCAGAGGUGUCACCUAUAAGGACGGAGGUGUGGAGUCGGGGUUCCGAAGGCCUCGGGGCUCGGGAACGGCGGUGCAGCGCUUGUACCAGAUUAAAGGGAAACGCAACAUCCGCGCCAAGGAGGUGGAGCUGUCCUGGAAGAGCUUCAACAAGGGCGACUGCUUCAUCCUGGACCUCGGAGAGGUCAUCGUGCCCUGGAUCGGCUCGCAGGCCAACGUCUUUGAGAAACAGAAAACGCGGGAGAUCGCCUCGCUGAUCCGAGACGCGGACAGACACGGUAAAGCUCGCAUCGUGGACUCGAGCGAGGGGGAGGAGCCCGCCGAAAUGCUUCAGAUUUUGGGUCCCAAGCCCGAGUUGCCCGAAAGCACGGCGGAGGAGGACAGCAAGGCCGACGCCUCCAACGCGGCCUCCCUCUACAAGGUAUCCGAUGCGACCGGCGCCAUGUCACUGAGCAAAGUUGAGGCGAAGAGUCCGUUUGCCAAGGAGCUGCUGCUUCGGGACGACUGUUUCAUUCUGGAUAACGGCGCCAACGGCAAGAUUUUCGUCUGGAAAGGUGUCGGGGCCAACGCCAAGGAGAAGCAGGCGGCGCUGCAGAUGGCGGACAAGUUCAUCGAGCAAAUGAGCUACCCCAAGAUGAAAACGCAGGUGGAGAUCCUGCCACAGGGGAAGGAAACCGUCAUGUUCAAGCAGUUUUUCAAGAGCUGGAACUAACGGAAGUGGGGGGGGGGGGGGGGAAUUUUGAUUAAAAUGUACAUAACACACAAC
This is a messenger RNA of Phycodurus eques (leafy seadragon), 2040 nucleotides long. It is a transcript of the gene capgb, whose product is annotated as capping protein (actin filament), gelsolin-like b. Gene Ontology annotation, cellular component: actin cytoskeleton; cytoplasm. The transcript is spliced from 9 exons. The coding region runs from base 910 to 1986 and encodes 358 amino acids. Gene Ontology annotation, molecular function: actin filament binding; phosphatidylinositol-4,5-bisphosphate binding. Gene Ontology annotation, biological process: actin polymerization or depolymerization; actin filament severing; barbed-end actin filament capping. NCBI's taxonomy places the organism in Eukaryota, Metazoa, Chordata, Actinopteri, Syngnathiformes, Syngnathidae. The record is from RefSeq and is a predicted model, not a curated record.